Echinostoma caproni is the source of this 2040-nucleotide messenger RNA. The record is from the annotation of a GenBank genome assembly. Lineage: Eukaryota; Metazoa; Platyhelminthes; Trematoda; Plagiorchiida; Echinostomatidae.
ACUCAUUUAUCCCUUCUAUACUGGGAACUGUUUCAGUUGCGUGAUCCCUCAGAUCCACCUGAGCAUCGUGGCUUUUAUCGGGAUCAACGUGAAAAGCCCGUGGGUAUGAGUGCACAAGGCACACCUCAGUCUGGCUAUUCCAUAUCGCCACCAGAAAGGCCCGUGAACACCGCGUUACGAUCACGAGACAGUCCCGGACUUGAUCUGUACGAACGAUCCGGCCUGGAACCGGAAGGGAACGGGACAAGUUGGACUCGUUCUGGCUCUCGACCUCGAAAAUUCCGGCGUGUCGAGUCUCAUGAUGAUGGAAUUGGAACUUAUCCCGCUCGACUCCUGUCUAGCAGUUCUUCCGAUCAGAGCGAUUCAAAUGCAGAAGCUGACGAAGACGACGACGAUGAGGAUGGUGCGGAAAAUUCGGCGGAUGAUUCAUCUUUGAUGUUGUCCGCCAGACGUCGUCCAGACCCACGCUCGACACAAUCACAUCCCGUUCAAACAGCGCAGCCGCUCACACCCACCUCAGACCAAAAACGCAGACGAAAACAUCUGGGCCUACCGAUUUUACGGCCAGACUGUGUGGGUAUCUUGUCGCACACGGUAUUCAUUGGGCAUUUGCACAAACAAUUGGCUGAAAGUCGUCUACAGGCUCUGUGUGCCGAGGUGGCUGAGGGACCGGUGGUGGACUGUAAUUUUAUCCCGCCACGUGGAUGUGCUUUUGUCACAUUUGCCACUCGCCGUGCAGCACACCGUGCUGUGACUCAAAUGGAUCAGUCCACCAUGAACGGACGACAAAUCAAAGUGGCCUGGGCACCCAACCGGGGCAUAAAAGAGCACGAAGCGUACUGCAAAGCCUACUGGGAUGUGGAAGAGGGCUGCACUUAUCUACCCUUAUCCGAGGUCACCAAACUGACACGCCCACAAUUAGACGAGUUGCUUGAGGGAUACGGUGAGGUGGAUGAAGAUUCUGUGGCUGAUGCACGACUACGCGACCUCAUUCUUACUCCAACCGUGAUUCCAGCCGCACGAAAUUCCGGUGGCUUCAUAUCGGGUGGCAAGCAUCGUAGCGGGCAACGACACCACAAUUCUCGUAACCGUCAUGGAACAUCAAUUUCCUCAUCUGCUUUUUCCACUUUACCACAACUUCCAACACUUCCGGCUAUAGUUCAGUGCACUACACCGACUGUUUUGCGUCCAUCGGUUCCCACGGCUACUGUGCCGUUGAUUGUUCCCGUGGCGACUCCUCCACUUCUGAUCAACACUUCAGUUACGGAUGGUGCUUCAUCUGAUUUCCAAGGUGCCAAUUCCGUUUCCGCUUCUGGUGCUACUGCUCCAAUAUCUGGCUCACCUAGCAUGCAACCACCACCCGCUACGGGGGCCGUGACUUUACCACCCCAAUCAGUCCCCUCCAGACCAAGUGUUUUUCCUGGAGGUUUUCUUCAUCCACGGCCUGUUCACUCAAUGGAUUCGGGCUACGCAUCAUCCGGCCCACAAGGCAAGUCAUUCACCACUUUGGUUCACAUUGUAGCAGACAGAAACUGCAAUGUUGUAUGCAUGUGGCCAACACCUUCGAUGUCGAUGGGUCCACAACCCGGUCCAUUUCCUUCCCGUACCCACGCACCUUAUCCUACAUCCGGUCCUGUACGUAGCAACAGCCACAUCACUCAACCUACUUCUUGUAGCUUCGGGCCUCGCAUGACGGAACGAUCGGCAGUUGCAUCAAUGGGCCCUAUGCAUCCACGAGCCCCGUACCAAGCUAAUUUCGGUAUGCCUCAACAAAUACGACCCAAUAUGAAUCAAAUGGGGCACCAGCCUGUUGAGUUACGCCCGGCGUACCCACCCCGCAUACCAUGUGGUCCCGGGCCUGCUAUCCGCACAGCUUCCUGGGCCGGAUCAUCAGGGCCCCCAGGAGCAUCGGGUUUUCGUCCCGGUCCGAUGGCAUUCAACGCACCCCCUUUUGGUAGGCCUUCUUUUCAACAACCAAUGCAUCCAAUGGGUCCCGGAUAUCCGCCAGCACGUUUUCCUCCCAGGCCUCGUGGACGUUGA